Lachancea nothofagi CBS 11611 is the source of this 1092-nucleotide messenger RNA. The record is from the annotation of a GenBank genome assembly. Lineage: Eukaryota; Fungi; Ascomycota; Saccharomycetes; Saccharomycetales; Saccharomycetaceae.
AUGGUAUUGACCCUCUAUAAAAUAUUCCUAUUUUCAUUAUGUCCAGUAACCUUGCUCGUGGGGCAUUUGAUAUCGUAUCGUGUAACGCUUGAAGUGGACAAAGAUGGAUGGUUCAAUACAUACUUCGUCAAGCAAGGCUGGUUCUGGACCAGUCUGAUUGGUUGGUGGUGUAUGAUAAGGUAUGGUCUUUUUGGACACCGUGGUUCCUGGAAAAAGACCCUCAUUCGUUAUUCGGUUCUAACCGCAUGGUGGCUGAUUUUCACUCAAUCUAUAUGGACUGAGGUGGCUCCUCUGAUGGACCUAGUGUUUACUGCAACGGGCGGGCGUUGCACCUUCGAUGUUUUUGACCCUUCACAAUCGCUGACCUGGCAAUUAAAUGAGAAAUUUCAUGACACAUUUUCUCGCAGACAAUCAGGCCUUCAAAAGCUUUAUCGUGCCCUGAAGCAGGGCUCUGGUAACCCUUCUUCGCUACUUCAAGGCGCCAUUUCCGAAAUCGAGUACUGGCUUUCAGAAGGUAAAGACCAAUUGAAAAACAUGGAAGCAACGCCAAGUCAGCUGAACUCAUUGAUUGAUGAAGCUGUUCGUUCGUGGCGUAAGAUCAAUUCUUCCAACCUUUGCAGAUCAGUGGGUGGAUACUGGAUCGGAGGACACGACCCUAGCGGUCACAUAUUUCUCAUCACUCUCAUGUGUAUGUUCCUCUUAGGCGAACUUCAAGUCAUCGGCAAAAAAGCAUUAAGAAAGUUGAAAAGUGAUCAUAGAUUCUUGUAUUUGCUAAAAGAUCAUCUAAUUGGCAUUAUGAGGUUGGGAGGGAUAACGCUUCUAAUUUCCAAACCGCCUGCAAAUCGCAAAGACAUGAUAAAGCAGUUGGGCAUGGCACCAUUGAAGUGGGUGAAACAGGUUCUCAUCCUAAUGGCACUUAUACUUCGAUUCCUUGUAUGGGAAAAUCCUGUGACGGUUCUUAUUCUACUCACCUUUAUGUGGUGGUGGAGUUUUUUGAUCACCACCAUAGCAUUCCAUACUUUGUUAGAGCAGAUCAGUGGCCUUUUAUGCGCAUAUGUUGUGGCCGCAGUCGUCUACUGGAAAUUGACUUAA